Monosiga brevicollis MX1 is the source of this 666-nucleotide messenger RNA. RefSeq lists its product as uncharacterized. The transcript has 3 exons. Gene Ontology annotation, cellular component: nucleus. The coding region runs from base 1 to 666 and encodes 221 amino acids. NCBI's taxonomy places the organism in Eukaryota, Choanoflagellata, Craspedida, Salpingoecidae. The record is from RefSeq and is a predicted model, not a curated record.
AUGUCGUUCAAGGCCUUCGUGUCUGCGGACGAGGUCGAGGAGGUGCGCCGGAAGCGACAGGAAGAGUGGGAAAAGAUUCGCAAGCCCAGUGACCCGCUCCAGCGCCCCGAGCAACCGUAUGAGCACCGUUCCCUCUUCGAGCAGCUUCAAGCCAACAAGGCGCAGAAGGAGGAGGAGCGAUUGGAGGCCCUCAAGCCCAAGAAUCAGAUCUACCAAGGCCUGGAUGACGAGGAGUAUGGCUAUCUUGAAGAGCUAAAUCGCAAGGAGAUUGAGGCCGAAGAUCAGCGCUGGGAGGAGGAAGGUCGUGCCUUGCGAGAGUUUCGCCAAAAGGCCCAAGAAGCCGCCGUCAAGCCCGUCGAGACUACUGAUGCAGAUGCCGCCCCCGCCACUGGAGAAUCCCACCCAGCACCAGGCAUUGUUGCAAGAUCCACACUGAUCACCGCCAAGGCCCAGAAAAAGAAGGCUUUGUCCGGACUGGUCCGCCGCAAAUCAGAACAAGAGCCGUCGGCUGUGCAAGAUCGCAGCGCCAAGCCUGCCUCACACAACGAGCCCGAGACGAAGAAAGCCAAGGCCCAAACACCGACGCCUGCCGCUACGACCACGACCCCUGCUGGAUCUUCUCUGGCCGGACUUGUCGGUUAUGGCAGUGAUUCGGACUCGGACUAA